Messenger RNA from Ostertagia ostertagi, 1290 nucleotides. The record is from the annotation of a GenBank genome assembly. Lineage: Eukaryota; Metazoa; Nematoda; Chromadorea; Rhabditida; Trichostrongylidae.
AUGAUGGGAGCGCUGCCACUCGCGAAGAAGAACAGAGUCACUAAUAUUCCAAAAACUUUUACUCUCGUGAAGCAACCGUGGCGGGAUAGUCUAAUCGUCACUAUCGAAGGAUAUUACCAUAUUGUUGCUGUCAUCAACAAUCUGCACACAGCGGAAUCCGCGGAAGUCAUGGAUCCCGCUGAUUGCGCUGCAAAUUUGCUAUCACUGCGAAGGAGGAGUUUGAAUCUUGGCUUGCUGAACGAGGACUGCUCUGGAAGAAUCCUCCAUGCUCGAACUGCGGAAAUCCGAGGAAGGUCACGAAGCAGCAGUUCUAGUGGCGAAGAUGGGAAAUGGAAGUACGAGUGCAACCUUCGCUCGUGUCGACAACCUGGAGUAGACAUGAAAGUGGGUUACCUGAAGGGUUCAUUUUUUGAGUCCCUCCAUGCCGAAGGAAGAUUUUUUGGCGAGCUAACUGUUCGCUUACGAUCUUGGCACGACGAAGGAAAUGGCUCGAACUCUCGAGGUGGAGGAGAGGACGAUCCAGCAAUGGAGUCCAGUGGUUUCGAGAUGUGCUCGCCCAGUUCUACACGGACAACGUCGCACAGGUCGACGAAACCAACAUCGUACGUCGUAAGUACCACGCUGGCCGUGUCGUGCGCAGAGAUUGGGUCGUCGGGGGAAUCCAAGACGAGACGAAGCUGUUCUUCGUCGAAAUCGUCGGCAGACACAAAGCCGCUACUCUGGAACGAAUUAUCCAGCAGUAUAAUGAGGAGUUUGAAUCUUGGCUUGCUGAACGAGGACUGCUCUGGAAGAAUCCUCCAUGCUCGAACUGCGGAAAUCCGAGGAAGGUCACGAAGCAGCAGUUCUAGUGGCGAAGAUGGGAAAUGGAAGUACGAGUGCAACCUUCGCUCGUGUCGACAACCUGGAGUAGACAUGAAAGUGGGUUACCUGAAGGGUUCAUUUUUUGAGUCCCUCCAUGCCGAAGGAAGAUUUUUUGGCGAGCUAACUGUUCGCUUACGAUCUUGGGCACGUCGAAGGAAAUGGCUCGAACGCUCGAGAGGAUUGGGUCGUCGGGGGAAUCCAAGACGAGAACGAAGCUGUUCUUCGUCGAAAUCGUCGGCAGACACGAAAGCCGCUACUCUGGAACGAAUUAUCCAGCAGUAUAAUGUUCCUGGAGGAACCAUUCGUACCGAUAUGUGGAGAGGUUACAAUAACCUCUCCAAUCUCUGGUUACAUCCACGAGACGGUCAACCACAGCUCCAACUUCGUCAUCCGGCGACAGGAGUCCACACUCAGCGUAUUGAGGGCUUG